AUGACGUCGGCUUCUUCGGAGAAGGGCAACGCAGCAAUGUCGGCGUCGGUAGGGGAAGAAGGGCCCUGGGGGCACUCCGAUAUCUUCCGUGAGCCGACGGACCCGGAAAUGAUUGCGUAUCUCGGGCGGAAGCGAGAGUCGCUACAGAAUGAGGUGGUCAAUGUUGCCCAGGGGAUGUCGAUCGGACCAGCUCUGUACCUGUGGACCCACCGCCUGACCGGUGCGGACGUGGUCUCCGUGGUGACUACCACGCGUCCUUCUACUAGUGCUUCAACGACGACGACGCACAAGACAAAGUACAGUGCUGGCGGGGGGUUGCCAGUGGGCUCUGUCGAUGGUGGCAGGGGUGUUCUUCGCCGGGGACCGCCAUUUGACGGUUCUUUCGGGAGACUGGAAGGAGGAGGGAAAAUGCCCCUUCAGAGGCGAGCUUCCGCGAAGUGGACAAUCUUACCCAAGAACAAGGAGGCAAGCGGAGAAGGGGGAUUCAUGGCCGUCAAGGGGGGAAAGACCGACGCCGAACUCAGGAGACUCCGAAACGAGAAGAAUCUGAGGGCUCCCCUGCACCUGCCGCUGUUCACAAGCCCGCUUGAGGUCGAUCCCACCGGCUCUGGCAAGGUUCACGAUCGAAUGAGUGAGUGUCUCAUGGCCGAGCGUGAGCGCUUCAUGGAGCUGUUGGGGAAGGAGAGGCAGGAGCGAGUUCAUCUCGAGGCGUUCGCGUGUUCCCUUGUGCAGGCUGCUUUUCGUGGCUACCUGCUGCGAAAGAGGUGGGCGGAGGUGGAUGCGAGGCAGCGGGUGCGACUGCGGGUGCGGAAAUGCCUCCGCGAUUUCCUGAAGAGCCGAGGGGCUCCGUUUGCUCUCGGGGCGUUGGAAAAGCAGCAAAAAGAAGAUAGGCUGCGCCAAGCGGCAGCUUGCACUAUUCAAGCGUCCUUCCGCUGCUUCCUGGCGAGGCAGACGCUUGGGAAGCGGAGGUUGGCGUCGUUCUUGCUCCGAAGGAGGAGGGCCGCGAGGACCCUGCAGUGCUGGGGUCGAUACUUGUUCGCAUCCCGCCGGCUACGGGUUACGGGCCACAGGAGGCGAGUGGUGCACUCGAUCGCAGCCUCUAUGAUACAACAACAAUGGCGCUUGCGAAAGAUCCAAGAGGUAACGAAGUCACGCCUCUUCAGGUCGGCGGCAGCGAUUCAGCGAAUCGUCAGGGGCUAUGUUGCGUGGAAGAAGGUCGGGAGGCAGCUCACGAGAGUUCGCGGCCUGAGAAAGACCAGGGCCGUGUACACCCUUCAGAAGUUCAUCCGCCGCGCGCAGGCGCGUCAGAGAGUGCGCCGCCUACAAAGGCGCCGUCGACGUGGAACUCGCGCAAGGGCGGCUCUGCACGUCCAGCGCGUCUGCCGGGGAUUCGUGGGGCGCAGGCGGGCGGCAGCACGGAAGAAGGCGACGACUCUGGAUAUCUGGCGAGCGGCACGAGAAGGAAACGCGUCUCGGGUGGACGCGCUCUACUACGGUCAAGGCCUCGGAGGCGUGAUUUUCGACUGCCUCAAUACAAAGGACCCGGAGGGGAACUCUCUCCUUGCCAAGGUGGCCAGUGGGGUGGGGCCUAUUGCACUCAUAAGGGUGGUGCUGAAGUGGGGCGCGGACGUAAACUCGGUGAACAUCCGGGGGGAGUCGGCGCUACAGCUGGCCAUGUCGAGGAGGAACGUGGAGGUGGUGGACUUGCUCGUCAAUCACCCGAACAUACGUCUCAACCAAGACCAACCUGGCAAGAGCAUUCUUCACGAGGCUGCAGCCCUCGGCCUUCAUCACCUGUCCGCGCAGCUGGUGUCUAAAGGUUUGGACGUCAACGGGGUCGAUCCGCAGAACGGCUGGACUCCGGUGCACUACGCUUGCCACAAUGGGAGGGAUGAGCUAGCCCGUUUGCUCACCAGUCGGUCCGGCACAAUGGUAAACGUCGGCGGCGCGGGUGGCGUCACCCCCAUGCACUUGGCGGCUGCGGGGGGAUGGGAGAAGUGCGCAACGAACCUCCUCGAGAACAACGCCUCGCCAGUCGUCAAAAACAACAAGGGGCAGGUCCCAGCCGUUGUCGCGAUGCUCCACGGCCACGCGUCCACCGGAAAGAAGCUUCUCCAAGCCUUCUCGGCGGCGGAGACGGCCUCUAAGCGCUCCCGAACCAUCGACGCUUUCGCAGCGGUGGCGAUGGCAUCGGGCGUCACACACGCCGUCGAACCGGUGGUCGACGCCGAUAAAGACGAAAACCGAAGUGGAGGGAGGCAGGGGUCAGAGAAACCCGGGGCUGGGGGGGGCGGGGGCGCGGGGGAUGGUCUCGUCGGCCUUGAAGGAAUCACGACCCCGGAGGUGGCAUCGGCAGAUGUCGCCGAGCCUGCUGUUGUUGGAGAGGGCGGCAGUGACCACAAUACCCCGGACGAUGCGGGCAGUGCUCGUGGCGAUCGCGGCUUGGGGGCGGCAGACGGGGGCGCGAGUGAAUUGCAAGGCGGCAGGCCUCACUCUGCUACUACUGUCGGCGAAAAAGCAGGAAGUACGGGCAGCGACGCUAGCGUUGACGGAGGUGGCCGCGGGGGCGACGCAGUGUCGGUGCAGAGUAACGCGAGCUCGCGGGCAUCUGCGUCACUUGAGGCGCUCAGCAGACGGGCCUCGAAAGCUGGGGUCGCGAUGGACCUCAACGUCAUCAUGUUGGAAGAUCUUGUUCCAAGACACUGGGACGACGAUGACAUACGGUGUGCCGUCGCAUUGGCAGAGAGGGGGGAGGCGUGGUGCCUGGCGAGCCUGUUCGCCCUCGGCCUUGAUCCCGACUGCCAACACCCCGACUCAGGGGACACUAUCGGCAUCGCUGCCGCGCGUGGGGGGGACCGUGAGACGCUGGAGGUUUGUCUGGAAACGGGGGUGUCCUUCGCGACGAAGAACAGGAGGGGGAGGUCUGCCCUGCACGCUGCCGUGGUGCGGGACGACCUGGAGGUGGCGGCUCUUCUUCUGGCUAACCCAGGCCUUUCGGGGAUCGAAGUGGAUGAUCUUUGCGACCCAGACGAGGACGGGCGCACUCCUCUCCACGAGAUGGCCGCCAGAGGGGAAGCUCCCACUGUGCUUCUUCUCGCCACUGAGGCUGACAGCGAGUGGACCACCGGCGGCAGCGGCGGUGCGGCCACUGGGUCCGGCAACGCCUCCCUGGACACUCGCUCCGAGGACGCGAGCUCUGCGCCCGGUGCGGGUGGCGGCGGCGGCGAUGACAGCAGCAGUGGUGAUGAUUUAUCGUCGUCGUGUGUUACGGCAGCAUCUUCGGCGGUUGUCGACGAUCAGGCCGGUGGCGUCGGAGGCGAAAAUGGUGCGCGCAUGGGCAGUGGGAGCUCCAUUCCCGUAUCCGGCGGCGAUACUGGGGUUGCCGACGGGAAUACCGGUGAUGGUGCCAAAAGGAUGUCCGACAUUGCUGCAGUCGCUAGUGCUGCUGCUGCCCCGGAUACACCGGCGACAUCCUCCGUACGGUCGCCGCUACCCCUGUCAGCAUUCGUGGCUCCGUCUUUGGCGGACACCGAGGAGCUUCGGGACCUCCGGCAUCAUCAUCAUGACGUCACAAAUGCCGCCGGCAAAGCUGAACGGCCGGAAGGAGUGGCAAUGGACACAGGAAGAGCUGGAUCUACUUCAACUAGCACCAACGUCAACAGUAGGAGCUCACUUGCCAGAAAGGCCUCCAGCAGUGGAGACACGCGGGACACCGCACGCAGUGGCGGCAAUCAUUCCGAUGACGGCGGCGACGACCACGACGACAGCGGCGGUAGAGAGGUCCGAAGCGAAGGAGAAGAGGGCGAUGACCCGUCCGGGUGGGGCGGUCUGCUGGAGGUGGACGUGCGGUGCUCUGGAUCGGGGAACUGUCCCCUUCACGAAGCGGCCGCUUCCGGCAAGGUCGGGGCCGUGCUUUCCCUGCUCGACCUCGGAGCGGACGUGUCCGUGGCAAACGGAUGCGGUGACACGGCUCUUCACGUGGCGGUGGGACCCAAUGCACCCCGUGACCCGAUGGACGAGGGCCACUCGCGGGGCUCGACGCUGGCGUCGACAUCGCUAUCGACCUUGUCGACAACUUCGUCCCCGAUGGUCGUGGGCACCACUACCGCUACCACUACCUUUUCCGGCGACAGAAGAGCAAGCGGUGAAGCGCAGGAUGCGAUGGCACUCUGCGACGAUGAAGGGAGGGGACCUACCACUCAGGUGGUGACGGCUCUCCUCCGGCGAGGAGCUGACCCUUCCAAGAAAAACCGCCUGGGUCAGACGGCGGCUAUGUGCGCGGUGCUUGCGGGUCGCGCCGGCGCUCUGCGAGAGAUAAGGAAGGCUGUGCUUCUUGGGCAUUCAAGCAGCAAGGGCAAGGAGCAGGAGGAGCUAUCCGACCUCGGGCACAUGGCCAUCCGCGAGGGCCACGUCGGGUGCCUUCGUGUCCUCACCGAGAGCUGUAGUGAACAGGAGGUCCUGGCUUGGACAGAUGAAGAGGGGGUCCCCGCGCUCGCCCUAGCGGUGGCACGAGGCCAGCGCGAGUGCAUUGACAUCCUUCUCAAAGGUGUCAGCCCGACAACGUCCUGCGGAGGUGAUGGUGGCGGUGGCGGCGGAAACACGGUGCUGCACGUGACAGCCAUGGCGCGUGGGGGAGUGCCGGUGCUGAAGAGGCUCAUGUCUCCCAAGGGGGGAGGGGAACCGUUCGACUUGGGGUGGCUGGAGUAUAGGAAUGGUUUGGGGGAUACCGUCCUGAUGGCCGCAUUGAGGGCGGGACGACACUCAGCCGCUCUGCUACUGCUUCAGGCGCUCGCGGUGCCCACUGCGGCGGCUCACACUUUCCGCUACGCCUGGGUUAUCGCGGCCGCACUAAGGUUGGCGGAGCUGUGCCCAUGUCCUUCCUGUGUGCUAGGAAGAACGGCGGACGAGAGAGCGCGGCUGUGCAGCAAGAUCGCCCCUAAGCCAACGCGGCCGGGAGAACAGUCCCAGGGCUCUCACGCCAACCCACUGAGCAGUGCUGGAGCAUCCGCGGCUGCUGCACACCGUCGGCUUACAAGGGCCAACUCCACCGCUAGCAAAGCGGCGACGACAGCUUCAGAUGGAGCGCUGCCCGCCUUCGUCUUCCCGGGUUCGAAUCCCCGGCGGCUACGGCAACUACCCCGGCAGAGACCCGGAGUCGCCGCCGCCGCAGCAGCAGUCGGACGGCACCUCGGGCGGCGGCGGUGGCGGCGGAAGGCGAAAGAAGCGUGCUCAAGCCCCUUGGGGGGGGCUGUUCAAGGGAAAGGAGGACGUAGCGCUGCCGACGGCCCCAUGGACGUUGGGGGCCCCGCCGGAUGGAAGGAGCGACGAGCCACCACAACGGCACUGGCAGCAGCAGCAGCAGCAGUGGCAAAGUCAAAGCGAAAGCCAAGCCCAAACGCCGGCGUGGGCAGGCCCCGCCGCUAG
Ectocarpus siliculosus is the source of this 5424-nucleotide messenger RNA. Lineage: Eukaryota; Phaeophyceae; Ectocarpales; Ectocarpaceae. The record is from the annotation of a GenBank genome assembly.